Phlebotomus papatasi is the source of this 11056-nucleotide messenger RNA. It is a transcript of the gene heca, whose product is annotated as headcase protein. The record is from RefSeq and is a predicted model, not a curated record. The transcript has 6 exons. Bases 1182 to 2612 code for a protein of 476 amino acids. NCBI's taxonomy places the organism in Eukaryota, Metazoa, Arthropoda, Insecta, Diptera, Psychodidae.
GCCGCAAAAUUACUUCAGUUUCGUUUUCGCUUUUCGCCGUUCAGUUCAGUACAGAGCGAGUAGCGAUAGUGAUCGGUGCGCGUGUAUUCUUUUCACAUAACAAACAACUCUUAUAGUAACUAUAUUUCAUACAAAAAAAAAAUAAUACACAAAUGAAGAGAAAGAUAAAAAAUUAAAUGUAUCAUAAAAUUCUAAAGAAAGUGUAUAAAAUUCUAAAUGAACUCAGAACUACCAGUGGAAGUUGAAUAAGAAACGGUUUCAGAUUUAAAGGAAGAUGAAAAUCAUAUUUUAAGCGAUUUUGACUGUACUUUGCUACAUCCCAACAAGAGAAAAUUGUCGCAAAUGCCGGUACAAGUUAUUCGCUGAAAUCCAAAACUUCCUCAAAGUAUCUGAACUCCUGAACAACUCAACUUUGAGUAUUUUUGAGUUAUUUGUGAGAUGAAAACAGACAGAACAUUUUCUAAUAAAUUUUCAUAAAAAAAUAAAUAAAAAACAAAAGAAAGAAAAUAAUAGUGAAUUUGUUGAAAAAAAAAGGCAAAAUAAUCAAUAUUUCCUUUUUUUUAUAAAAUAUUUGAUAUGACGAAGGCGAUUAGGCGUAGGAACAAAACAAAAAUGAACUAAAUAAUGACUGUGACAUUCAAAAUAUAGGAAAGCAAAUUCUACCAAUUUAUUGAAAUGUUCUCAGGAAAGUGUUUUUUGAGUGAUUUUUGAACAGUAAAUUCUAGUAAAAGAAAAAGUUGCCGUAUUUGAAAAAAUAAAAGUGAACUAUAAAUGAUAUAUAGACUAAUAUAUCCUCAAUUUCUUAAAUGUUUUGAUAUAAGACACUGAUCUUUACCAUUUAUAAGUAUAAUAUAGAAGUCACAAGUAUAGUGUAUUUGUAAUUAUAGAUUUUUGUACUUUUAUACGGUUUUGUACUUUUAUAUGUAUAACAAACACUAUCAACUUAUUGUAAGAGACACUGUGUAAGAAUAUCCGUGCUGGACAUUUAUUUUUUGUGUGUGAUUCUCCCUGAAGUGGUGAAGUACAGGCCUAGGUCUUAUCACCCGGAGAACCAAUUAUAAGUGAGGACUAGGGAGGUUUGUUUUUUUUGGUGAGUGUUGUGUUAAGGACCCGCUACGAAAAUAGCUACCCUAGCAGCUGCGUUCCACCCGCUCCAGCAUCAGCACUAUCCGCUGCUUGCUAUGGCCCCGCGGAGGAACAACGGAGCCCACCACGCUUCAGUGGUUGAGAUGCACAAUCUCCUGGGCAUGGACCCGGACAGUCUCGAUGCAGUGCCCAAUGGUAGCCCAGGGGCAAAUUCAGACCCAACUUCAGCCCUCCGGUGCUGUGUGCCAACCGGGGAGUGCUUGAAGGCUGGGGCCCUGGACCUAGGGCUUAUCAGUCCGGACGAUAUUCGCGAGUGUGUCCGUGUUGUGUGCAACAACGAACACUGCACUGCCGGUCAGUUUAUGCAUCGCGAGUGCUUUGAGACUUGGGAACAGGGGGUUUUGUCCUACCUGAAGUCUAUCGGUAGGGCCCGGUCCUGGUCUGAACGUCAGCGUCAGCAGAACCUGUGGACCAAAAAGGGGUAUGAUUUGGUGUUUAAGGCUUGCUCCUGCAAGUGUGGCAGAGGGCACUUGAAGAAAGACCUCGAUUGGGUGCCACCGGCAGCACCCGGUACCUUCGGUCGCAAUGACGACGAAGCCAGUAAGAAAAAGAAGAAGCGCAAUCGCAAUCAAAAGCCUAUUUUGCUAAUCUCAACUGGCACGUCAAAUGCCUACCAUCCCAAUAGCCAAAUCAAUGGCAAUGGGAUCUUGGCUACUCAGGAGAUACGUGGUCGUACUGGAUCACUAUCAUCCAGUAAUGGAUCCACUUCGCCUCCUGCUUCGGCAUCCAGUGAGCUCAGUGUCUCACCAAUUCACAAUGGCAAUUCCGGUGGGAAAAAGCAGAAAUCCAAGAUUGAGAUCCACUCUGAACGGGUUCGUGCUGGAUCUGGAUGCAAUGGUAUCUUUUCGCGUCGUUUGGACUUCUCCAGCUUCAACUUGUUGCCCAAGACACGGCUCAACUCCUAUCAAAUUAAGAUGGAGGAUGAGGGCAACCAUGGCAAUGAUGAGACGAGAUUAUUCAUUUUGUCCUCAUUGGCAUCCCAGCAGAGAAGUCGAGUGGCGUGCAUCCUGUGCGAAGAACCCAUGUUCGUCUUCGACCGAUACCCCCUUGUUGACGGCACAUUCUUCCUUAGCCCGAAGCAACACGCAAAGGGAUGCAUUGAGGUGAAAUAUGAAGGACGUACACAAUAUUUGACGUCAGUUUGCAUGGGAUGUCUUGAGGGUAUUUCUUCUGAUCGAAUAAUCCGUUGCAGAUUCUGCGGCCAGAAAUGGGAUGGAUCUUCCCUAGUGUUGGGUACCAUGUAUUCCUACGAUAUCUUUGCUGCAAUGCCAUGUUGCACCGAACGACUAAAGUGCAACAACUGCUUCAAGUUGCUACUGCAUCCAAAUCAGCGGCUGAACUUCUUUAGUGACUACAGCCACUUGGUAUCGUGCCCCUAUUGCACAAGUCACGAUACGCACUUUGUAAAGCCUCUGGCAUACUGCUACACCAAGCAGCCCCUGCAGGUCUUCCAGCAGUGGCCAUAACAUGAAGCCCCGCUGGAGUCUCUAACGCCGCCACCGCUGCCGCCGCCCCACAAAUCCACGGCGCAGGUGAGGCCAAGCCAAGCAUUUAACUCAAGCAAUGAUUCAAUAGUGAGCUCCAUCAUGCAAGAGCUCAAGACAAUGAAGCUUGGGCAUGGGUAUAUGGAGCCAGGCAUUAUGCCACUAUCCAUGCUCAAUGGAGAUUCCAGCAGUAUUUCCAAGGCCCAAUGGGGCAAAAAUUCAUUGUGGGGCAUACCGCCGACUAGUCCCUGCUCGGCUACAUCCGUCAGGACAACCUACAAUCCGAGCAGCAGCCAUAGCACCAGCAGCAAGGAGUCCCUCUGGGCCUCCACACAGUCCUCACCAAACAGUCACCCGUUGGGCACGAAUCUCUGGGAGAGUCCGGUAUCGAAACUCUCUCAGGCCACCCUCAUGUCCUCGGGCUCGUCCUCCAGUAAGGAUUCCGUGAGUUCUAUAUGGUUUACACCGCCUCAGCUGCACAGUCCCAAUAUGGUGACAUCGACACCGAAUAAGGUGCCUGAUGUGUGGGAGGCACCAACGGGUCUGCUGAGGACACCAACAGUGCAGAAGAAUGGAGAUAGCAGCAUUCCAAGGCUCGUGAGGCCCCAAGAAAUUUCCGGCUCAAAUGGUUGGAUCAGUGAUUUGUCGAAAUCUUCAAAAGAUUCCGUUAGCUCUCUCUGGGCCACACCAACGACUCCACCGGCCAAUACCGCCUAUCCAGGUGCCACCUAUUCCAAUUCCGCCGGAAAGGCAGCCCUGACCUAUACAUCAAAGCGCUUCCCGCAAGCCAAUGAUAGUCAAAAUGCGGCCAACUCCUGUCUGCAGCUCUUCUCCGAUGAAUUCCUCAACUAUCUCAAUAUGAUCAAUUAAUUUAUAUCUUCUAGGGCAAUUGAAUCAUUCACUACCCCCACGUCCAUCAUUACACCCCUCCUCCUGAGCCCCCAAGAAAAAACUCAUCACAUAAUUGUUGAUUUUUAUUAUUUUUCCCCCCAUUAAACAAUUUUUAGUUAAUAUCAUUAUAGAUUUUUAGGAAGGAUAUAUUGAAAUAAUUUUUUUUUUAUAUUUUUGCUUGUUUAUUUUUCAUUGAAUUUUGAUUUUCAUUGUUUUAUUUUUUAUUAGUUUUUUUUAUAUAAACAAUAAAUCCAUUCAAAGGUAAUUCCUCGGCAAGUGUUGUUGCUUGGAGUAAAUCAACGUAUAAAAUGUGGUAUAUCCUCUUUUCUGAUUGUCGCAAAAAUUAAUUAUUACUAAAUAGUCUAAUCUCCAAGUCCCCCAUAAAACAUGGAAAAUGCUUUUAGUGCAUGAUUUGUGAUGCGGGGACGGAUACAAAGGUGGAUUUUGUGAAAGUAUUUGGAGGUAAGGGCAUGUUUUAUCUUAUACUUAUCCCAAUAGCCAUAAAUGAUUAGAGUCACUGAUGAUAAAUCAGACCACAACAGCAAAGAGAAAAGUGGAGUAAUUUCUGCAGUGAUACAGAUUUUAUAACAUUUAAGAUAUAUUUGGAGGAAUAACGAUUUCUUAAAUGAUAUGAAUUGUAUUGUAGGAAUAAUUAGGAUUUCCAGGUUUUUUAUAAUAAUUAAUUUAAAAAAAAAGAAUAGAGGUAUAUUAUUAAAAAAAAAAGUGGUAAAGUCAGGAAUAUUAGAGAGAUGUGGUUGAUGAAUAAAAAAAACCAAAACAUCCAAUUAUAUACAUUUUUAAGGCUAAAAUUCUUAAGAAUUGUAAAAAAAAUUCUUAAGAAUUAAAAUGUACAUUUUUACAAAGAAAAAAAUAUUGUGGGCAACGAGAAUUGGAUUGAAUGAGAUUUGCGUGAAAUGAGUUCAAAACUCGCUGUGACAAAAUCAUUCAAUUGGUAGAAUUAAAUUAGGUAAAAAAAACCCAAAAAAAAAUCAUUGGCAUUUUUAGGACUAAACUCUAAGAAGUUGGUUUUUUUUUAAAAGACCUCUUUAAGUUACAAACUUUCCACAAAUGUGGUUAAUUUUUGUGUUUUGUUUUCUGUAGUUCUCUUUUUUCUUGUCUCUUUAGGACUCUAUUCGAGCGAUCGAAUUUCGAUUUUAAACAAAUUAGAAAUUGCCAAAAAAAAAUCUUUUCAAAAACAAUUUAAAUUAAAAAAAAAAAUAGUCGUGUAUGAUAAAAAUUUCUAGUUUUGAUAUCCAAAAUAGUGAUUUAAGGAAGUAUUUGGAGCUGAAGAUCAUGUGAAGUGAAAAAGUUUUUUAAGCAUAAAGUGAUAUUAUCGUCUCUAAAAAAAUGAUGGAAAAAUAAUUGGAAGGAAAACAAUGUAGAAAAAUUACUUUGAAAGAGAAAUUAAUCGCUUCUACACGUUUUUAGGAAACCAAAAAAUAAAAAAAAAACAAUCCAAUAUAGAGAAGAAAAAAACUUAUGUCGCCUAUUGAAAAUUUAUUAAUUAAUCAAGAGAUUCGGAUAGACUUUGAUCGUAUACCUUUUUGGAAAAAAAAGUUAAAAAAAUAAAUAAACACAUUAAUAUUUUAUCUUUUGCAUCUGCAAUUCUCGUAUCUGAUGUAUAGGAUAUGGCAAGAAUUGCUGGUGGAAAUGAUGAUUUUAAGCUAAGUAGCAGGUAAGAAAAUACAUUUUUCAUCCUAGUAAUAAAAAAAACUUUGUGUUUUAUCUUUGUGGGAUUUUUGAUAUCAAAUGAAGAUCGUUGAAUUCAAAAAAACGAAAAGAAACUCAUUGAGACAGCCCUUUAGAGAAUAAAAUUGCCGAUAUUUGAACACAAAACACUCAACAAAACCGAGCAAUAAGAACCAAAUUCUAAAUUUCAAAUCAACUUUUGUUAUUUGGGGACUAUUUAACUUAAAGAGAACUUAAUGAUACUGCUAAAAUCGAUUAUAAAAAUUCCGGUGAUCAUCAGUGAGCGUUUUCUUCACCUCAAGACUAAAACACCUUUUUAAUCUUGCCCAGAGCUUUCGGUCCGGAUAUGGACCUUCGGAUAUGGACCACUGAAGAAGGUCUAUAUCCGGACCGAAAGCUCUGGACAAGAUUAAAAAGGUGUUUUAGUUUUGAGGUGAAGAAAACUCUCACUGGUGAUUACCGGAUUUUUUAUAAUCAAUUCAUGCUAAAAUCGAUAGUAACUGAGUUAAAUGGUCCCCCUAAUCCACUCGAGGCGAGAUUGUGUGAAUUUGUGAAUCGACUGAAUGAAUUUUUGGGAUGAAUGUGAUUUUAGAUUCUUGAUGUAAAAUAGAGAGAACCCCUAGAAAGGUCUCAAAAAAGAAAUGGGGAAACAAGUAGGGACAAAAUCAAUCAACUUACUAAUAAUUCUAACUUUUAAAAUCUUAGCAAGAGCAAAAAGAAAACUAGUUUAAAUUGUGCGUGAGAUGGACAGUAAAGACCCAACACACAAAAUAAAUCACACCAUAAUUAAUUAAUCUUAGUGUUUUAAAAUAUAUUAGUCACGUCGUUUCACCUGUAAUGCAGAAUAAUUUAAAUUGAUACAAAAUUUAGUUCUUAUGUUUGACCAAUUUUAAAAUGAAACGCUGAACCAAGAUGUUGAGCUGUUUUUAAUCAGUUUUCAUUUUUACAAUGUUUAUAAACAAAAAAAAGAUAUUAUGUGAUUCUACCUAAUCAAUAAAUGAAUUUUGCAAUUACUGAUUGUACCUCACAGUGACACUUUUUUUCAAACAAUAUUUCAAUUCAAUUUCGUAUCCCUAACUUGGAGUCGCAGGUGAAUUUUUCCGGCAAAAAAAGAAAAUGCCAUCACCAUCUCCCAACGAAAUUGAAUUGAUUUAUUGGCAAAAUGUGUCACAAUUUGGAUUUUUAAAUGGAAGAAUAUGUGCGUGAGAUUGAAAUUGAAGUAAAAUAAUUUAUUGCAAAGAAUUAUGGAGGAAAGUAAAUAAAAUUUUAUUCAAUAUUAUUGUAAUAAAUACAUAAUGAAGAAAGAAAAGAAAAACAAAACGUAGAGAAGAAGAAAAAAGUGAAAAGAAAAAUUUGUAAUUAUAUCAAAGAGUAAUGUGUACCAUGAAUAAGUUGUGAGAUCACAAGUCAAGUCUCCUAAAUAAUUAUACUAUUUUAGUUGGUCAUUUUCGCCCCAUCAAAUAAAAUGAGCUAUUGCCAAAACUAUGAUUUUUUGCAAAGAAAAUGUGUAAAAAUAAAAAUGAAAAAAGGCUAAAAUGGUAACUUCGCAUUUGGAUUAAAAUAAAAAAAGAAAAAUUUUAAUUCCAAAAUGCUGCGUUUGGGGCAACCUUCUCAGAUCAUCUGAUGAAAUCACGUACAAAUGGGGACUUGCAAAUGUGCUCUCAGACCUAUUCCUAUGGUCUUCCUCUUAUAUUAUUGCUAAAGUGAAAAAUACCAAGUAUGAAAGGAGAUUUUUUCUUGACUCAUGCUCUAAGAUGAUGUCAAAGUAAAUCCUUAAGAUAGUUAUGAGAGACUUUGAGAAAUUUAACAUAUAAAAUUGAGAGAAAUACACCAAACAUCUAAUAUACGGUUUCUUUCAGUAGUAAAAGUAUUCGUUAAUGCAAAAUCAACGUCUAAAAGUGUAUAGAAGAAGGCUACAUAGACGAUUUAACAGCAUUUGUAGAACCAAAUUUCUGAGGCGUUCAAUUUAGAGGCUUUCCCGAGGGGUGAAUAGCUUUCGUUUUUUCAUAAAUAAAUGGAAAAACUGCAUUUAUCUGGUGUUAAAAAUGGCAAUAAGUUUGUGUGAAUGCCAUCAAUCUCCUUGGAGACGUCUACCACAUUCAUGAAAUCCGUUUAAAAAUCGCUAAUUUGUUCUUUAAAAUCGGCGCCGAUUUAACCUUACAUUUUCAUUGAUGUUUUUAAUAAACUUUUUUACUAACGAAGAGGAAAAAAUUUCAUGUUUUAAAUAAUUUUUUCUUAUGAAAACAUUGGACUUUAAACUUAUUUAAAAAUCGGAACUAUUUUUUUCUAAUAUCGGCAAUCGGCGCCAAGAUGUUGUUCGGAAAAAAUUUCACGAUUUAAAUAUAAAUUUGACAUUGGUUUUCGUGAAAACAACAGCCGAUUAAAAAAUCGGCGCCAAGGUGUAUGAUGCAUUUGAAAAAAAUCCUAAUUCAAGAAUUAUUGUAACAAAACAGAGAAAAUUACAUGAUUUAAACAUAAAUUUGACAUAACUCUUCGUGAAAACUUUAGCAAAGGACGUAAAAUUUAUUUAAAAACCUGUGGUAAAUUUUUCUGGGAUCGCUAAUCGGCGUCGAGGUGUCUAGACAUUUUAUUGAAGUUUAAUUUUCAAUCACGAUUGUAACAAAACGGAGAAGAUUUCAUGUUUUUAAUACAAAUUUGAUAUUAUUCUUCAUGAAAACAUCAGCAAAACACGUAAAAUAUAUUUAAAAACCGGCGGUAAAUUUCUCUGAGAUCGCUCAUCGGCGUCGAGGUGUCUUGACAUUUUAUUAAAAUUCUUUUCAAUCGCGAUUGUAACAAAAUGGAGAAGAUUUCAUGCUUUAAAUGCAAAUUCAACGUUAGUCUUCGUGAAAACAUUAGCGGGAUGCGUAAAUCUUAUUCAAAAAUUGGCGUUCAAUUUCUCUGAUAUCACAAAUCGGCGCCGAGGUAUCUUGAAAUUUUAUUGAAGUUUUUUUUAAUCACGAUUAUAAUAAAAAUGAAGAAAUUUUCAUGUUUUUUAUACAAAUUUGACAUUAUUCUUCAUGAAGACAGCGGCAGAAGACGUAAAACUUAUUUAAAAAAUCGGACGGUUAAUUUUCUCUGACAUCGGCAAUCGGCGUCAAAACGACUUAGCAUUUUCAAUGAAGUUUUUAUUGAAUCCUAACGGCGAUUGUAUAAUGUUUAAGGCAAAAUUUUACAUCAACCUUUAUGAAAACAUAAGCAAUAGACAUUGAAAUUACUUUAAAAUUGCCAUUAAUCUUCUCUGAAAUGGAUAAUCAAUGCCGAGUUGCCAAAAAAUUCUAACUAAACAUUCUCUUGAAGUUCUAAAACCAACAAAAAGGACUGAAUUUUGUGUUUCAAGUCGGAUUUGACAACAAAUUCAUCUAAUACAUUCAAAAAAUAAAUUUUUAAAAAUUAAUUGGCAGUAUUUUUUUCUAAAAUCGGCAAUUGGCGACAAUGAGUAUGUCUAAAUUUGAAAUUGAAAUUUUCGUUAAAUCAUUAAACCGAGAAGAGCGCUAAUUAGAUGUUUCAAAUGCAAAUUACACAGUAAAAAAAGAUCACAAGGAUAGUCGUUGGUUUGCUUUUAUACCACGAUUAUUCUUGUAAAGUUACUCGAAUAGGUAUUUCAGCAAAACUCGUAAUCUGAAAAUGUGUAAUUUAAAUUUUAUGUAAUGGUAAACUGUAUAACCAACUGCGAAUGAUCACGCAGUUGUGUAGAUUUCCUUACAUAUGUCGUGUAAAAUUACACAGUUUUUUAGACAAAAUGUGUACAAAUUACACAGUUUUCAGACAAAAUGUGUACAAAUUACACAGUUUUCAGACGAAAUGUGUACAAAUUACACAAAUAUGUAUGAGUACAUACGAUUUCAUGUUUAUGUUAAAUUUACACUGAAAAUCAUGGUAAAGGAGCUGAAAAUUUUCUAUUGUGUAGCUUUGAACCCCGUUAACUCUUUCGUCUCUUUUGGGACGAGAGUACCCAAAGCAGCAUAUGAAUGUUCUGUGAAAAACAAUGUUUUUUAAGUUUUCAGAACUGAUAAAAAUCCUAUUUUUGUGGAUGAUUACAAACUAUAAGGAUGUCCAAAUGUAAGAUAUUUUUUGUAGGACCUCAAUUAAUUCCUGAGCUUAGAUAUUUUUGAUUAAAAAUUGUGAAAUUGGCUUGCAGCAUAUGCUGCGGUCCGGAAAGAGUUAAGUAAUCGGCACUUAGGAUUCAAUUCAUUUAGAAAUCGGCUCCAGGUAUCAUCAAACUCAAAAACCGGUGUAGUUACUUAAAAUUAAUAAGAACUAAAAAAUGAUAAAAAGAAAUACUCAGUCUAAGUCUUUUAUUUAUUCAUUUUCAACCGUUUACCGUAAUCGGGGUAGCAGGCCUAGGACACCAAACUUCGCAGCUCACGCCUGGAUCCCUCGCUAUUUUAGGAAGAUGUUCACAGUCGAUCCCAAGGCGCUCCAAGGCAAGAUCAUAAGUCAAAUCCUGUUUUGAAAAAUCGCCAAAUCGGCAUUCAAAAAACAAUCUUUAAAGACAAAACUAUAAACCCCUCGAACUUCCAGCGUUUUCUGUACACUUUAGACUUGAAAUCCUAUUCACACAAUUUAAAAAUGCAAGUUUUGCCACAGAAAAAGCAUCAGUCAAUAGAAAGUUUUUAUUGUGGAAAAUUAUUUCAUUUUAUUGGCUAAUACUUUUCAUGGUGAACAUGCCUUUCCGUAACUUUUAAAUACGAAACAGACCUCUAAAUGUAUAUUUUUAAGGGAACAUCUGUCUUCUCCUUAAUCCCAAAGCAAUCCUGCAUACAGAGAAAUACGGAAUUACAGAAUUUCUAAAGACAUUUUAUAGUUAAUAGCAGAAAAAUAGUGGACAAAUCAACAGAUUGUAAAAUCGUAAAAGAACAAUUUUCGUCGAUGAAUAAACAAUCAAUUGCAUUUAGCGCAAAAACUAAAAAUAUUUCCAGUGAAUGUAUGUAAUUCUAAUUAGCACGAAAGCAACAUAACCGGUCUACAAUAGCUUAUAGAAAAGACAUAGUAAAGGAUAUCUAAAGGAUACAUUUAAAUGGAAAAUAGUAAAACGACAGUUUAAUGCAAUUAUGUACAAAACUUGAUUUGAGUUAUUUUCGAUUGAUAACAAUAUGCUGGGAUUGAUCGUAAAUAAUUCCAACCGGGUCCAUCGCCUUUCAACACAUUUUGAAAACGAUGUACAAAAAGAGAAAAGAGUCUUUUUUUUACAUACAAACAUGGACAACAAAGAAAAUCGUGGAAAUCCCAUCCAGCGUUCUCAGUGAGAAAACAUUCUAAUAAUUUGGUUGAUAUCCACUGGAGAAAUCUCUCUCAGAGGACCCCGAGAAAGGUCAUAAAUACCGGCUAAAUUAUGAAAAAUUUUAAGGAAAAUUUAGAUGUUUUAUACACACAUGCAAAAUAUCCAAGAAAUUCCUUUGAGUGACUUUAGUUAUUUCACCUGAAAAAUUUGAUUAGAGCAAAAACACACAAUUUUUGUGCUAAUGCUAAUAUUAAUAUAAUUGUAUGUGUGAAUAAGCAAAAAAAUAUAUACUGCCAAACGUGUAAUACCUCAAAGUAAUUAUGAAAAAGAGAUAAAUGAAUCCCAUUUACUAGCCCAGUUGUAUCAUAUCAUGUUUAGUAUCAAAUUUACUAGAUGAAAUUGCUAAAGUCAUCGAGCAUCUCCUUCGCAUUCGAAAGUAAAAGAGAAAAAUAAAUUUCCUCUUAGUACUAAUAAUAACAAAUUUUCUUGAUUGUAAAACAAAACUACAAUGAUAAAUGGUAAAUUUAAAAAAAAUAUUGUGCAAUUAAAUUUUACUUUUCGCUUUUUUUCUACCGCAAAAUACCUCAAAAGUAAAUUAGUAAUAGAAUUUUUAAAUUAAAAAAAA